Molecule: messenger RNA, 2910 nt
Organism: Daldinia caldariorum
Lineage: Eukaryota; Fungi; Ascomycota; Sordariomycetes; Xylariales; Hypoxylaceae
Exons: 1
Coding region: 1-2910 (969 amino acids)
Source: RefSeq, a predicted model, not a curated record
AUGGCCACUGUAAUUGCUGCCAGUCUCCCAACCGAGACGGUUAUGUUGAGCGGAGUAAACGAUAUCCCAUCGCGACAACUUCGUAUCUCAACGCAACAAGACGAGACCAUGACCCAAUCAGCUUUUCCCGGUUCCCAAACUUCUUCGCAUACCAACCUACCACCGCCGAACCCGCCCUUCGUUUUUCCAGCUCGCGUGUCACCGUCAUCUGCGCCUUCGUCCUUCUCUCGAGCCACGGGACGUCGACCUCAGUCUGCGAUAGAAUUUCAGGGUCGGUCUUUUGGUUUCGCUGGCGGAAUGCCAGAUUCACCCUCGAGGUCGCCGGCUUUGCCAGAUUUUAGUUUCAAGCCGGGUGCCCCUCCCAGUCCGACCAGCAGUCGACCACCUCGAUCUCCCGGUCUACCUGAUUUUUCGUUUAACCCAGGUGCAGCUCUCGGGCCUGAUGAAUCUCACCUCAGUCCUUCCCUCGCUCCCCCGUCGCCAAGGAUACAUCCGAACCGCAAUGGCCAUCGAAGAGGUGGAAGCGAGUUCGUAGGCGGUAAACUCACAGGGGGAGGGUCUAUUACUGUGAUGAGUACUAGUCCAACCAGAUCCGAGGGGGGCAUUGGAUCCCCAAAGCUAUCGCCCGCAGAUGGUCCGCCAAGAAGAGGACACGCACACCGUCGCUCUGCUGCAAUCUCUAGCCACGAUCUGACCAUGAUACUCAAACCGAAUAACGCGGCUCCGAGAGGAAGUAGUGCGCCUACUAGUCCAGCUGAGUUCGACGAGAAAUUUCGCAGUUUGCCUGAACCAAAAACCGAACACCCCAAAGCUGAGAGCGUUCACCAAGAGGCAAACAACGAGAUAGUGCAGGAAGCAUCUGUUCAAAGUACGCUACAGGCUCCUCCAUCACCAAGCCCUAAUCCACGCACGCGGGUUGGGUUUUCUGAUACACUUGAAUUCAUUCCCCGUCCUUUAUCGAUGGUAUCAACUGAUACGUCAAGCACGGUGACAGUUCGUCCUGGCCAUCGAGUUUCGGGGAGCGUCUCCUCUGUUGUCUCGACUAACGUAGCAUCUGCGGACCGUGAUGCUUGCAGUGUACUUGGGUCGCCUGGUUCCCGCGCGAAAGCUGAUUCCCGCCCUAGCACCGCAGGUGCCGUACUAGAGCGGUCCCCAAGUCUCAUUGUGCUCAAUGGGGACUCCAUAUCACGUAGGCGGAAUUCCAUUCCAUUGCUAACGGAUCUCCCUAAGCGCAGCUCUGGAUCGCCCACGAACACGAGUCCCUCGAAAACCCCUAGGAGAUGGUCUUUUUUCGGACUCGAACCCUUCGCGGGAACCAACUCACCGACGAAAUCAAUAUCACUUGGCUCCGGUUCAUCUAAAUAUGCGGAGAAGCGGUCUGGGUUCGCUAACUUAUCGGCGGAGCUUGAUUACAUCCCAACGUCGGACAGUCUAUCCCGUUCGGAAAGCAAGAAAGGCUCGGUGAGGAAGAAGAAGCAGAAAAGGGUGAGGACAUGGGCUGGUUCCAUCCUAACGAGGAAACCGAAACCUCGCAAAUCAAAAUCUGUGCGCCGUCGCUCGCAAACGCCGCCAGUAUAUCAAGAGCAGGUAAUCGAAGAUUUCGGCGACUAUCUCAUGGACGUACCUGAGGCACCUCCUGCACCUAUCGCGCCGGUGGUCCUGGUCACUGAACCUGAACCCGACCCAAAUAUGGAGCCUAGUCGAAGGUCAGAGGAUGAUAUAUCUUAUCCUAUGAUUGAUCUUGACGCAGCUCUUGGCCCAUUCAAUACACCUUCCUCGCGUGAUCCCCAAUGGGACGAGGCGCAAAAAAUAGGCGCUCCACCUAAACGCCAGUUACACAGUGCUGCUGGCUUGAGAGGCUUCAGCGGUCCAGGAAUGCACUAUCACCGCCGUGCCGAGAGUGCGCCCGAGAUGCCACCCUUUGAAGCUGCACGAUUCGGCAUCCACCGCUUCGGCAGUUCUUCAACUAUGGCAGAUGUAUUUGAAGAGGACGAAGAGGAAGAAGAGAUCACGAGCGCAAACACUCCGUCAGAAGAAUCCUCUACAGAAGCCCAAGAUGCUUCGGCCGAUGAAAGCGAGUCAGCAUCAAGCACCGAAGAGGAAGCCGUUUCGACACCGACGCAAGUACGUGAGCAUGGCAAAGUUAGUCCAAAGGACAUCCUGUCUAUGUCUCCCCUAGUGACACGCCAGGGUAGUGGGUCAAGCUUGGACAUGUCACGACCGGUAUCUAGGCCAUGGACUGAUAGUUGGGCUGGUGGUCUUCGAGAAGAGAUCAUUCUGGAAGAGCCCAACUACAGCACGCCUAGGCGUGCUACUACUUUUAUGAUGGGUGCCCCAGGAACCCCCGAUUCAGAAGCACCAUCUCCCCGCCAGAUCUUGAACACCGACAUCGAUCCGAUGGAUGUGAGUAAUGGGGCGUUCCCCUUGCCAGCCACCCCAUAUUCACUAAGUUAUUCGUCGUCAUUCCCGUCGCCUCGUUCGCCAAUGUCAUAUGAUGCCCAGCGAAUCUCGACCGCUCCAUCUUCAAUCGCUGAUGAAAAUAACUACUACUCACUAUUGAUGGGCGAACCUGGGCCAGAGUUGGUUCGAAUAUCUGUUGAUGUCCCGUCUCUGACGAGUAGUAAUUCGACCACGACGCGGGAUAGCACAUUUGCACCAGGUGUCCAACCCAGGAACAUGCCCUUCCAUGACCAGCGACCUGCUUCGUUUAGCGCUGCAGCAUUUGGCCGCCGUAGGUCCAGUUUGGUCAGUCUCAGUAGGCUAAUUAGUAGCGCCCACGGAGAGCGAAGCAAACUAAGCAUGGAGGUCCCUCUUGAUUCGGACCCGGAGGACAAGCCCAAGAUGAGCAAAUCGAAACGUUUCAGUCGCAUGCUGCAAUUCUUGAAGCCGAAGGGAUCGGCCAAGCCUUAA